This is a messenger RNA of Saprolegnia parasitica CBS 223.65, 864 nucleotides long. RefSeq lists its product as hypothetical. The transcript has 6 exons. NCBI's taxonomy places the organism in Eukaryota, Oomycota, Saprolegniomycetes, Saprolegniales, Saprolegniaceae. The coding region runs from base 1 to 864 and encodes 287 amino acids. The record is from RefSeq and is a predicted model, not a curated record.
AUGCCCGUCGUCCCCAUCGAGCUUCCGCUGCUGUACGGCAGUCUCUGGCUCGCGCUCUUGAGUCUCUGGGUCGUCUACUGCUACCGCGCCAAGGAGUAUUGCACCGGACUGCACACGGCGCUUGGCGCCACGGCCGUCGCCGCUCUCCUCGAUAUGAUCGUCCAGUUGCUUGUGAUGUGUCUGGAGGCUCCGCAAGCUAUGGCGAAUGCGUUCCACGCCGUCUUCUUUGGCAGCUUCAUGCUGAGUGUGCUCUUGAUCGCGGUCGGGUAUGGGAUCACGACCCCGUCGCUGGGCUGGCGCCACAGCGUGAGCCUCAGCGUCUAUGCGAUCAUCCUCGCCAUCUUUCGCUGGUGGCGCACCGUGAACGAGUCGACCGAGGUGCUUGUGCUCGCACUCACGUUGCAUGUGCUCGUCUUGCUCUACCUCUUGCAUGAGCGACUCCCGACAGACAGCGUUCUCCCCAAGUACUAUCUUUUUCGCCACGUGCGCCAGAUCGUGGGCUUCUUCUUCCUCGCCUACCUCGUGUUUGGCGCGUGGACAGCGACGACCGUGGACGAUUCCUCGAUGGUCUUUCUCAUUUUGGAAGAGAGCUUGAUCCUUGGCACGUCGGCGCAUCUCGGCUUGCUGUUGCGCCCGACGCCCAAGUUUCAAAGCGAAGACUUUGGGCAGUGGAAUGCGUACCAGCUCUUUAGCACGUAUGCGCGGCUCAUGCGCGGGCUCAGCAUCGACGAUGUGCUCUCGGGCGACGAGAUCUUGCCGCUGACCGCGCCGCGCGACGUGGUUGUGAUUCAAAACCCGUCGUCGGUCUCGGACCACGGCGUUGUCGUGCACAACGUAAGCGUUGGCAUCCCGUCCCUGCAGUGA